Amborella trichopoda is the source of this 726-nucleotide messenger RNA. RefSeq names its product ubiquitin extension protein 1 (gene UBQ1). Gene Ontology annotation, molecular function: protein binding; structural constituent of ribosome. The record is from RefSeq and is a predicted model, not a curated record. Gene Ontology annotation, cellular component: ribosome. Gene Ontology annotation, biological process: translation. NCBI's taxonomy places the organism in Eukaryota, Viridiplantae, Streptophyta, Magnoliopsida, Amborellales, Amborellaceae.
CGCCUCUCUCUCUAGCGAAUUGGAGAGAGAGAGAGAAGAUGCAGAUCUUUGUGAAAACCCUAACGGGUAAGACCAUAACCCUAGAGGUCGAGAGCAGCGACACCAUUGACAAUGUCAAGGCCAAGAUCCAGGACAAGGAAGGGAUUCCUCCGGACCAGCAGCGCUUGAUCUUUGCUGGAAAACAGCUUGAGGAUGGUCGUACGCUCGCAGAUUAUAACAUCCAGAAAGAGUCUACUCUGCACCUUGUUCUAAGGCUUCGUGGGGGUAUCAUUGAGCCAUCAUUGAUGGCCUUGGCGAGGAAGUACAACCAGGACAAGAUGAUUUGCCGGAAGUGUUAUGCUCGUUUACAUCCAAGGGCUGUUAAUUGCAGGAAGAAGAAAUGUGGUCACAGCAAUCAGUUGAGGCCUAAGAAGAAGAUCAAGUGAGCUGGAGCUGCUAAGUUGUGGCUGGUUUACAUUCAAAAUUUCUCCCAGAACUUACCAAUUCCCUUCUGUUUUAGGAUUAUGAACUGGCUAGUAGUUUUGUAAUUUGCUGAGCACUUGCAGACUUGAUGGUUGAUAUGGUUGAUGUCAAUCAAGCAGCAGAUGACAUUGAAAGACGCCUUACGGCCUUUUUUUUGUUUUUUUGGAUCAGUAUGACAUUAUUCCUAGAAUUUUUUGUUUAAGCAAUGACUGUUUUCUUGAAUUUUCCUUGGAAAUGUGAUGAAGCUUGGGGGGUCAUUGGGAU